AUGACGGACCCUGACGAGCCAAUCAACCCUGCCUUCAGGGUUCCUGAGAAGGUGCUCGCGGCAAAGAGCGGCGACGGCGGCGGCGGACAGGGAUCAGGACCAGACUCGUCGGCGGCCAGCAGCAGGAACAGCAGCAGCAAGACAACUCACGGCGCUAGAGAAACCCCCCACCAGAGUAGACCGGCACCAGCGCGAAAAUUGACCCCGCCAAUUUUUAUUUGUCUCUGCGCCCUCAUCGUCGGUCUCAUACUUUUCUUCCAAACACCCGACAUCAGCCAAGAGAUCGAUUUGCCCAAGGAUACUCCUUUUGUCAAAUCUUUCCAAUCUUCUUCUUCCAUCUCCUCGACUUCAUCAACACAAAAGGAACUUCUUCCAGAACCAACCGCAAAGAUGUCUACCGAGCAGACCUUCAUUGCCAUCAAGCCUGACGGUGUCCAGCGUGGCCUCAUCGGCCCCAUCGUCAGCCGCUUCGAGAACCGUGGCUACAAGCUUGUUGCCAUCAAGCUGAUGAGCCCCUCCAAGGAGCACCUCGAGGCUCACUACGCUGACCUCAAGGAGAAGCCCUUCUUCCCCGGCCUGAUCCAGUACAUGCUCAGCGGCCCCAUCUGCGCCAUGGUCUGGGAGGGCCGUGAUGCCGUCAAGACUGGCCGCACCCUCCUCGGUGCCACCAACCCCCUCGCCUCCGCCCCUGGCACCAUCCGUGGCGACUUCGCCAUCGACGUCGGCCGCAACGUCUGCCACGGCUCCGACAGCGUCGAGAACGCCAAGAAGGAGAUUGCUCUCUGGUUCAAGGAGGGCGACCUGGUCAGCUACAAGGCUUCCCAGUUCGACUGGAUCUACGAGAAGGCCUAA
Molecule: messenger RNA, 852 nt
Organism: Thyridium curvatum
Lineage: Eukaryota; Fungi; Ascomycota; Sordariomycetes; Thyridiales; Thyridiaceae
Exons: 7
Coding region: 1-852 (283 amino acids)
Biological process (GO): CTP biosynthetic process; GTP biosynthetic process; UTP biosynthetic process
Molecular function (GO): nucleoside diphosphate kinase activity
Source: RefSeq, a predicted model, not a curated record